This is a messenger RNA of Wallemia ichthyophaga EXF-994, 1962 nucleotides long. RefSeq names its product Metal tolerance protein 10. Gene Ontology annotation, molecular function: monoatomic cation transmembrane transporter activity. Gene Ontology annotation, biological process: transmembrane transport; monoatomic cation transport. The transcript has 5 exons. The coding region runs from base 1 to 1962 and encodes 653 amino acids. The record is from RefSeq and is a predicted model, not a curated record. NCBI's taxonomy places the organism in Eukaryota, Fungi, Basidiomycota, Wallemiomycetes, Wallemiales, Wallemiaceae. Gene Ontology annotation, cellular component: membrane.
AUGAAAUUAAAUUCGCUACCAGUAAAAUCAGCUGAUGAGUUCUUUAAAUGCAUUCCAUUCAAUUCUUGCUUCGUUAGCGGUUUAUUCACCCAGCCGUGGCUCAAUAUCAGCAGAGCUAUUGAAGCGGAUUUUGAUAUACUCACACGAGAUGAGCACACUGCAAACAUUACAGUACCCAUUGAAAUUCAGCAGCCUGGAUUCCCGUUAUCUGCUGACUCUCGGCACGAGAUUCCGUUGAGUGAGUUAGUGCCAUAUCAGUACCCUAAAUAUCUAAACGAAAUUACAUUAGAUUUAUUCAUUAAGCUCUUUAUACAAAAUCAGCAACAAUUAAAGCCUAAGAUUGGUUAUCUAGCUCAAUUUGAUCUCAUCGCCGCUAGUCCGUAUCUUCAGCGGAUGUUUCCGAUGAUCCCUGAGCUACACCGGUUAAAACCCAAAUCCAGCAGCUGGCUUGGUCCUCAAUCUACCCUCACUCCAAUCCAUAGGGACGCAACAACCGAAGGCAAUCUCCUCCUUCAGGUUACCGGCUCAAAAAGGGUCAAUGUGAUCGAUCCAAUUUACGCUGACAAACUUAAUUUACACCCAGAUAACUCCCCAAUGCGCAAUUUUAGCAGAUUUCUAGAUGAAUUGCCCAAUGCGCAUCUCCCAAUUCAAGUUGAAAGCGGUGUAUUGAAUCCAGGCGAUGCUGUGUACAUACCACCUGGCUACUACCACUCGUUUAAAUCUCUAUCAGAUUCUUUCAGUUUUGAGUUCGCUAGAAAGUCCGAACGCGAUCUGAAGAAAAUGCCCAAGAAAAUAAAAAGUUUUUAUCAAAAACAAAAUGAAAUUCUCGAUGCUUACGCUUCUGUCGAUGACUUACUUGAGUCGAGCUACCCACACGAUGUACUGGCUAGACUGCGCGGUAUAGCAGCUGGUGAUGAGCAGACUCCUUUACUGCACUUCCCCAGUGAACAAAAUGAGAAGAACCACAAUAAAACCGUGAAUGUCGUUUUGAACGUUAAUUUAAUCAUUAACAUCCUCCUACUUGGUGCGAAAGGUGCCGCUGUCCUCCUUUCUGACAGUGUCUCAUUAUUUGCGUCAUUGGUGGAAUCCGUACUUGACUUGUUAUCAAGUUUGAUCAUAUACGGUACAACUCUUUGUGCAGGUCAUAGGGAUGACAGUACUAGAUUUAAGUACCCUGUUGGAAAGCAGCGUUUCGAACCACUUGGCGUUAUCAUUUUCAGUGUGUUCAUGAUUGGCUCUUUCCUUCAAGUCCUGUUCGAGUCUAUAUCCAGACUACAACACAUACCCAUAACUACUUUGCUUCCUCUUGCUGGUAUACUCAGCAUGGUGAUCACCGUCAUUGUUAAAGCCUUCAUCUGGGUUUUCUGCUUCAAGAUUAAAUCCUCCGGCGUACAAGCCAUAGCUCAAGACAGCUUGAACGAUGUUGUCUUUAACAUUAUUUCUCUUAGUUUUCCUUACAUGGGUCAAGUGUUAAAUAUACCCCAACUCGAUCCAAUCGGUGGUAUUAUUCUCUCAUUAUAUAUUAUCAUUGAGUGGACAGGAACUCUCAUUGAUAAUUUCAGCAGACUUAGUGGUAGGGUUGCAGAUCCAGUGGAACUCUCAAAAGUUCUUUACUGUGUCACACGUUUCACUCCUGUGCAAUCUGUCAGCUACAUUGAAUGCUAUCACGUUGGUGACAAUGUCAUAGUUGAAGUUGACGUAGUUCUCCCACCGAGUGUUUCUCUACCUGUUGCUCACGAUUGGGGUGAAACUAUUCAGUAUGUAAUCGAAUCUUUAGAAGGCAUAGAACGCGGCUUUGUUCAUCUCGACUACAAUCCAACCAAUCCUCCUGGUCACAAAAUGCAAGCCUCGAUGGCUGUAGAGAGAGAAAAGAAGAAACGUUUCCAAAGGCAAAAUUCUAGUGAAAGUGUUCCUCAGCACUUUGAUCAGGAAGGUCUUGCUAGAGUCAACGAAAUAGUUUAA